CUCCAGCACUUUAAACCCCGUUUCUUUAUUUAUUCCGUUGUCCGUUUUUUUCUCCCCCUCCCAUUCACCUGGUCCAUGUGCAACCCCUUGACACUUGCUGUGCCGCGUGCCUAUGCGAUCUACUGAUAGCUUUGAAGAGUUUUACCAGAGAGAGAAACGAGACAUUCAGAAUGAAUUCUCCCUACUCCACAGCUGUGCAGUACUGCCCCGAGACACCCUAUCAUCGGUUGAGAGACCCUUCAUCACGUCUCUCCUGGACUGAGAGUUCCUUCCUGGCCUCCAUGAUGUCACAGAAUCAGUCAGGACAGGGCUCUGACCUCCUUAGUCAGGAUGUCUUCAAUCAGCUGCUGGAGAUGCUGGACCAGUCUGCGUUCCACUCAGUACAGCCUAUUGAGCUGAACUUCUCAGAUGGCCCAGGAGACCUAGACAGACCUGCUGGCAACACCAUCCAGAUCAGCAUGGACUGUAUCACCAUGCAUGAGGGACAGGAAGCGUUCACUUCCCAGUACACCAACCUGGGGCUGCUAAACAGCAUGGAUCAGAACAUCCAAAACGGCGGCUCGACCUCCACCAGUCCCUACAGCACGGACCAUGCCGGCAACAAUGUGACAGCUCCGUCACCCUACGCCCAGCCCAGCUCCACCUUUGACGCCAUGUCCCCGUCCCCCGCCAUUCCGUCCAACACUGACUACGCCGGGACACACACCUUCGAUGUCUCCUUCCAGCAGUCCUCCACAGCCAAGUCUGCCACCUGGACGUAUUCCACAGAGCUGAAGAAGCUGUACUGUCAGAUCGCCAAGACGUGUCCCAUCCAGAUCAAGGUCCUGACCAACCCACCACAGGGUGCUGUCAUCAGAGCCAUGCCGGUCUACAAGAAGGCCGAGCACGUGACCGAAGUGGUUAAGCGAUGCCCCAACCACGAGCUCAGCCGUGAGUUCAACGACGGUCAGAUAGCUCCUCCUAGUCAUCUGAUCCGAGUGGAAGGCAACAGCCACGCCCAGUAUCUGGAGGACUCCAUCACAGGCCGUCAGAGUGUCCUGGUCCCCUACGAGCCUCCCCAGGUGGGGACGGAGUUUACGACCAUCUUGUACAACUUCAUGUGUAACUCCAGCUGUGUGGGAGGAAUGAACAGACGGCCCAUCCUCAUCAUUGUCACCCUGGAGACCAGAGAUGGUCAGGUGUUGGGCAGACGGUGCUUUGAGGCCAGGAUCUGCGCCUGCCCAGGCCGGGACCGUAAGGCGGAUGAGGACAGCAUCAGGAAGCAACACGUGACCGAUGGAACAAAGACCAGUGAGGGUACGAAACGCCCCUUCCGCCAGGCUUCUCAUGGCAUCCAGAUGUCUUCCAUCAAGAAGAGAAGAUCCACGGACGAGGAAGUGUUUUGUCUGCCUAUUAAAGGUCGUGAAAUCUAUGAGAUUUUGGUGAAAAUCAAAGAGUCUCUGGAACUCAUGCAGUUUCUACCUCAGCACACUAUAGAGUCAUACAGGCAACAACAGCAGAAUCUCCUGCAGAAACAAUGGGAUCUCUGGGGCGAUGAGAGUAACGGCCUGUACCCUCCUCUUCCCUGCCCCAGGAGCUCCAUGACCCCCCAGCCCCAGUACGGCUCCAACUCACCCCCACACCCCCACGGCCACAGCAAGGUCAACAAGCUCCCCUCCGUCAGCCAGCUCAUCAACCCACAGCAGCGCAACACACUCACCCCCUCCUCCAUGGCCUCUGGCCUGACCGACAUGACUCCUAUGAUGGGCCACAUGGCUAUGAAUACGGACAUGUCUCCCCUGAGCCCCACGCACGUGCUGCAGUCCCAGUUACCCAUGGUGCCCAGCUCCCACUGCACCCCCCCGCCUCCAUACCCCAUGGACAGCAGCAUUUCCAGCUUUCUUCUGCGGCUGGGCUGCGCAGCCUGCCUGGACUACUUCACAGCACAGGGCCUGACCAACAUCUACCAGAUUGAGAACUAUAACUUGGAGGACCUGUCCAGACUGAAGAUCCCCCAGGAGUACCAGCACACCAUCUGGAAGGGCCUCCUGGAGCAACGGCAGAGCAUGGACUUCUCCCCUCCUCCCCACAUUCUGCGGACCUCCACCGGGGCCUCCACGGUCAGCGUGGGUUCAUCGGAGGCACGGGGCGAGAGGGUCAUCGACGCCGUGCGCUUCACACUGCGCCAGACCAUCUCCUUUCCGCCACGCGACGACUGGUCCGACUUCUCCUUUGACCUCGACUCCAGACGCAACAAGCAGCAGCGCAUCAAGGAGGAGGGGGAAUAGACGCUCCCGUGUCACCCCCCACCCCCCCCGCCCUUCCACACCCCCGACGACACGGGUCGCGUUUCAGGCUGCCUACAUUGCAGACGCACGCCUGAACUCACAGCGCCUGGAUAGGUUCUACCUAUCAGCUGACCAGAUUGUACGAUUUGGCGGUCUGAUUGCUGACUGCACAGGGGAUGGGUGUUGCACACACCCACUGCCCGGUGAAACCGUCUGCAAUAUAUUCAGCCUGGAAAGUGACCAAUAAGUACAAAAAACCGGUUUCAAAAUGCUCUAGUACGUCCCCAUGGACGUCCCAAGGAACAAACUACAUUAUGCAAAUAAAAACUGCACUUAUUUUGUUUAGUGUUUUUUUUUAACAUUUUUUUUAUUUUAAUGCCUUCAAUAUCUGCCAUUGAGCUGAGAGAUAAAUGGUGUUUAGAAAAGCUACAUUUUAUUGUUUUUGUCUAAUCAAAUUUCUUGAGACCAAGCACUUAAGAAAUGCUUUUGGGAUUGCUUUGAUGUUGUUUUAUAAAAGUGUUCAUAAUCCAUUCCAAUGUUAAAGUAUGACUGGAGAGAAAAUCUUUAAGGGGCUUUGUUGUUGUUUUUGGUGAUUGGCCGGGAAUUCAGUCCAGUGCAUGUUAAACAGCCAUCCACAAGACAGACAGAAAUCUGCCAUUUAAGGUUGAACCACCCAUUUGUUGAGAUCUCAAUCACAAGAAACACUUGUCAGCUCAAGCACAAAUGACCUUUAAAUCACGAGUACGGCCCCAACCUGGACUGAAUGUCGGCCUAUAUUGCUUUGAAACAGACUGUUACGCUGGUCUGUAGGGUAUAUAGUUCACAACACUGUUGUUUUACCUGCUGGCAAAAGUCAGGCUUGAUUGUAUAUACAUUUCAAGAUACAUAUUUUUUACUUCCUGACAGAAAAGUGUUAUUAUGAAUAAUAUCCCAUUGGUUGGUUGGGGUUUUUACUACUGCUGUAGCUGCCUGCUAUUUUAUCUGCACCUAGGUUUUUUUUAAGAACUCCGGGCUGGAGUCUUUCGGAUUUUUCUGUAUCCUCCCCACGUCUUGGGAAAACCUUUGUGCUUUGGGAAAGUUACCAGAAUUAUGCAACUCUAGUGUUAGUUAAACCAUGGUGUUUUUGACUACUGUCCGUAUGAAUGAGAGUAUUGCGUUGUUGUAGUGACAAGCCGUUUUAUCUGAAGUAUUGACUUUUGUUAGCUGGUUUCCCAUUUCAUUGAACAAGUAUCUCAAAGCUUUUCCAUAAACUGUGAGGUUGGGAUGGCGGGAUCAAUGACUGAUUUUGAUGAUAUAUGUAUGCCUUUAUUGUUGACUUGGUCCCAAAUAGCACCCUAUUCACCAACAUAGCAGUGCAUUACUUAUGAAUAGGACCCAUGAGAAUAGGGGCCCUAGUCAUAAACACUGAAGGGAAAUAGGGUGCCAUUUGGGACAGAAUCUAGCCUAGUUGGCCCAUUUAUAGCAUGGUACUUUUCAGUCUUGGUGUCUUCUUAUGGGUCUGGGCUAUAGUUCUGUAUUGCAAAAUGAUGCCUGACAUUUGUAGUGUCCCGGGACUUCUUGGAACCACAUUUUGGUCAACUUUUGUUUGUUACGGUUUAACUUGAUAUGUGACACAAACUAUUUGAGAUCAUUGUAUAUAUCUGUAUAGUUAUUUUCUAAAAGCUAUAUGAUGCUUAUGUAUUUUCCAGAAAAAAAAAAAAUACUUGAUUAAAAACCCUUAACCCAAAGUAUUAACCUUAGAGUAGUGCAUGGUUAAAAGCCAUUGGUGUGUUGUGUUCAUUUAGACAAUGAAUGCAUUUGGAACGCUUCACAAAUCUGACUGUGAUAUCGCUGAGUAGUGUUGCCACGAACAAAUUUAGAUGUUAUAUACUUUCAAUUUAAGUGCUAUUGUACAUCACUAAAAUACCAAGACACGUUGGGUGUAAUCGACCAUGCGGUCAUUACCCUGCGAUGCUGGUACUUUGUUUGAAAGCAGAACCUUGGGCUGUCAGUCACCUGUUCUCCCGUCUUUGUACAAUGUAUUGUAAAUAUGUUGCAAUGUACUUAUUUUGAUAUAAACCCCAAAAUAAAAUAUCCAUAGAUAUCUG
This is a messenger RNA of Esox lucius (northern pike), 4354 nucleotides long. It is a transcript of the gene tp63, whose product is annotated as tumor protein p63. Gene Ontology annotation, cellular component: nucleus. Gene Ontology annotation, biological process: protein tetramerization; apoptotic process; regulation of transcription by RNA polymerase II. The coding region runs from base 171 to 2267 and encodes 698 amino acids. The transcript has 14 exons. NCBI's taxonomy places the organism in Eukaryota, Metazoa, Chordata, Actinopteri, Esociformes, Esocidae. The record is from RefSeq and is a predicted model, not a curated record. Gene Ontology annotation, molecular function: DNA-binding transcription factor activity, RNA polymerase II-specific; RNA polymerase II cis-regulatory region sequence-specific DNA binding; protein binding.